UAAAUAAACCUUAAAGUUUAAAUCUAUAUCUUAAACCCUAAACUCAAACCCUAUAUCCUAAACCCAAAUCAUAGACUCUAAACUCAAACCAUAUAUCCAAACCUAAUCCCUAGAUUCUAAACUCAAAUCGUAAACCCUGAACCCAAAUCAUAUAUCCUAAAGGUUUGGCUUAAUAUUGAUGUUGUUUUUUUAGAGUUUAAGAUUUGGGUUUAGAAAAUAAAAACAUCUUGUUAAAAGAUGAAAGAAGGCGAAAGUAAGGCGAUUUGGAAACGGUUAUUCCUCAGACUUUGCACUGUUAUUUCGGUAACGGUUAUUGAUGUUUUCGACGGCGGACGACGGUUUAUUGCCCACUCCCCGACGGUUAUCCCCACGAUGGCAACUACACAUCGUGAUGCACUAAUGUAUUGGAGUUAUUCUCUGGAACUCUAUAUAUGGCAAUAUAGAAUCAGUCGAUUCUUUCACACACUCAAUACUAUCUUGAGCAAAUUUCUAUUGCAAAAGUACAGAAGAUUGAUAACAAUGGCGGAUAACCUUCACCGCAAUUUACAAGAGUUAGAUUUGGGUGUGGAAGAUGAACCAGUAGCGCUACCUCUGGAUGUGGUCAACCAAGCAGCAGCAGAGAACCGUUUCAUCAUCAUUGGGCGUCCUGUAAUUCCAAGGCGUCAAAACAUUCGUGCGAUCAUUGCGGCUUUACCACGACAGUGGGGACAUGCAGGGUUGGUUCAUGGAAGAAUUGUUGAAGGAAGGCGGUUCCAGUUUGUGUUUCCAUCCGAGGAAUCAAUGGAGAAUGUCCUCAGGAGAGGUCCCUGGGCGUUUGCUGAUCGGAUGCUCAUAAUGCAAAGGUGGUCUCCUCUGUUUAACCCUUUGAUGUUGAACUUUAUUCCCCUCUGGAUCCAGAUACGGGGAAUACCGCUCCAGUACAUAAACCAAGACGUAAUCAUGCAUAUAGGACGCGCGAUGGGGCAAUACAUGGAUGUGGAUUACAAUGCUGAGACGGCAGUUCGAGUGGAGUAUGCUCGUGUCAGAGUUAACUGGGAUGUUGAUCUCCCACUUCGGUUCCAGAAGAACUUCCAGUUCACUCCAGGAGUCAACACUCUCCUCAAAUUCCGCUAUGAGAGGUUAAGGGGUUUCUGCGAGGUAUGUGGAAUGCUCACGCAUGAUUCGGGUAGUUGCUUGAUCCAAAAUGGUGGAAUGGAUCAUGACUCUGAGGAUGAUGAUGAUGAUGAAGAUGAUAAUGAGGAACCACUACUUGUUCCUCUGGCGGAACAAGGAGUUCAGAUUCAUGAAAUCCAUGAGAUGAAUGAGGAGAACAACAAUGAGGAGAAUGAAGUACCCAAUGGGGUAGAGUAUCAGGUGAUGGAAGAUGAUGAAGAAUACAAUGCGGAGCCGUUGAGAGACAUGUUUUCAGGAGAACAGGAGUCCAGUGAGCUUUCCAAUCCGGUUCCAAUCUACUCUAACUCCACAGGAGACAGUGCAGGGGAUAAUGCACGUCAAGGCAAGAGAAUCAUGGAGGAACCAGAUGAGAGUUCAAUGCAAGCGUUAUAUGAUACCAUUCCCCCACGAUCCAAGUCUCAGCAGGCACGAAAGAGGAAAGCAGAAGCAUCGUUGAUGGAAGAAGGUCUCCUCAAAUGUCCAGCUUUGGAGAGAGGUGAAUCUAGCGGUAAUGACACAACAACUGAUCAAGUGAGAGGCGCGGUGGGCCCUAAUCCACCAGCUUCACCAUGAAUACAACCGUUUGGAACUGUCAGGGUUUGGGUGUAGACCCUACAGUUCGACGCCUCAAGGAAAUACAACGGAAGUAUUUCCCGGACAUACUAUGCCUGCUGGAAACAAAACAAAAGGAUGACUAUGUGCGAAAUGUGGUCUGUGAUCUAGGUUAUGACCGUCAUGUAACUGUUCCACCACAAGGUAUGAGUGGUGGAAUUGCUGUGUUAUGGAAGAAGUAUGUAUCUGUUUCAGUUCUGUUUCAAUCUCCAAAUCUUGUAGACUGCUUUGUUGAAAUGAAUGAUGUUUCCUACUAUCUCUCAUUUGUUUAUGGUUACCCUGAACCCUCUAUGCGACAUCAACUAUGGGAACGUUUGGAGAGAAUGGCUACUACACAGACAGAGCCUUGGCUGAUAAUGGGUGACUUUAAUGAAAUCAGGGGUAAUGAGGAGAAACAAGGGGGACCAGCACGACCAGAAAGAUCGUUUGUUGAUUUUCGAAGAAUGAUUGCAACAUGUGACUUUCGUGAUCUGAAAGCAACAGGAAAUAAAUUCUCUUGGUAUGGGAAGCGACAUAAUUAUGAUAUACGUUGCUGCCUCGAUAGAAGCAUGGCUAACUCAAACUGGUUAGCUCAGUUUCCAACGGCGCAAACAGAAUUUCUUGCGUUUGAAGCUUCUGAUCAUCGACCUUUGGUGACAACAAUCUCACAGACGACUAACCGGCCGGUGAAAUUGUUUAGAUAUGAUAAACGAAUGUUCAGAGAGGAGAGUUUCCAAGAUGAAGUUAAAACUACUUGGACGGAGCAGAGAUCAGGCACAUCUAUUCAGAAUAUACUUAAAGCUUGCAGAGGUUCGGUUUCCCGGUGGAAGAGGAAACAUACGUUUAAUGCAGUCAUCCGCAUUGCUCAUUUAAAAGAAGAACUUGACUUCGCAAUGUCUUAUGGAAGCCACUCAACUAAUGAGAUACGACAGAUACGGAAAGAACUAUCACAAGCUUAUAGUGAUGAGGAAGAAUUUUGGAGGUUAAAAAGUCGAAAUCAAUGGUUGGAGUCUGGAGAUAGAAAUACACUAUUCUUCUAUGCGUGUACCAAAACAAGGGUGGCUCGAAACAGAAUAAUGGCAAUAGAGGAUGAGAAUUGAAUGGUGCAACGAGGUGAUGUGGCUAUUGGUCAAGCCGCAGAGGAUUACUUCAGGAAUCUAUUUACAACAACAAGAGACGCAGAAUUUACAUAUGAUGGCGUUUUUAACCAUUUUAAUAGAAGAGUCACAAGGGAGAUGAAUGAGGACCUCACUAGGCCAGUUACAGAAGAGGAAGUUAGAAAAGCUGUUUUCAGUAUUGGUCCAAACAAAGCCCCGGGACCGGAUGGCUUUACUGGUGCGUUUUACAGACAAUUCUGGCCAACCAUUAAAGAUCAGAUCACUCAAGAAGUUCAGCAGUUCUUUGAUAAUGGUAUUCUAGACCCUCAGAUCAAUAAAACCAAUCUAUGCUUAAUUCCGAAGAUAGAGGUUCCAAGAGCUAUGGGUGAUUUUAGACCGAUAUCGCUUUGUAAUGUAAGUUACAAAAUCAUCUCCAAAAUACUUGUUGGUCGAUUGAAGCAGCACCUGCCAGACAUAAUAGUUGAGAACCAAGUUGCCUUCAUCCCUGGUAGAAACAUUAUUGACAAUGUCAUUAUUGCUCAUGAAAUGUUGCACUCUUUAAAGAGUAGGAAGAGAUGGGCGAAGUCUUACAUGGCAGUCAAGACAGAUAUCUCGAAGGCGUAUGAUCGUUUAGUAUGGAAAUUCUUGGAGGAUACAAUGAUCGGGAUGGGUUUUGAUGCAAAAUGGAUCGGAUGGAUAAUGACGUGUGUCAGUACAGUAAGCUUCUCAGCAUUGAUCAAUGGAUCUCCAACAGGAAACAUUACCCCACAGAGAGGAAUACGCCAAGGUGAUCCCCUUUCUCCUUAUCUUUUCAUCAUUUGCAGUGAAGUACUAAGCCAUUUACUGUUGAGGGCUACUGCGGAGACAAAACUGAAAGGAAUGAAGAUAAGCACAUAUGGGCCAACUAUAAAUCACCUAUUGUUUGCUGAUGACGCCUUGUUCUUCUGCCAUGCUCACCCACGGUCAUGCAAGACUAUACAGAGGAUACUAGAAAUGUAUGAAAAGGCUUCUGGACAAGCGGUCAAUUUAUCUAAAUCAGCUAUUACAUUUGGCUCCAGAGUUUCAGAUACUAUGAAGACAAGACUCCGCACAAUCCUUAACAUACAUAACGAUGGAGGAUGUGGCAAGUAUUUGGGUCUACCAGAAGUUAUACGACGGAAAAAGAAAGAGAUAUUUAAUUUUAUCUUGGAGAAGAUAAAAAAAAAGAACAAAAGGGUGGUCAAAUAAAUAUCUAUCUGAGGCAGGGAAAGAAAUUCUACUUAAAACAAUAGCAUCUGCUAUUUCGGUUUAUCCAAUGAAUGUUUUCAAGCUUCCUAAAGGAGUAUGUGAAGAAAUAGAGAAACUAUUUGCUGAAUAUUGGUGGAGUAAGGGAACAGGGAGACGAUCGAUGCACUGGAUGAGUUGGAAGAGAGUGAGUGUUCCAAAGAAAGAAGGUGGGCUAGGUUUUCGUGAUAUUGAGAAUUUUAACUUGGCUUUACUUGCCAAACAAGUAUGGAGGAUUGGCCAAACACCAACAAGUCUACUUGCAAGAGUUCUGCGUGGUCGAUAUCAUCAGGAUACAUCUAUUCUCAAUGCAAGGGUUGGAAAUAAACCCUCAUUUAUAUGGCGAUCGCUAAUGGAAGGAAAGGAACUCCUUAAAUCAGGAUUGAGGGUUCAAAUUGGUAAUGGUGAAGAGACUCUAAUCUGGAGGGACGCCUGGCUACCCACUCAUCCACCUAGAGCUCCAAGAGGUUUUGAUAAUAUAGUAAAUGACUAUCACACAGUUCAUUCACUAUUUCGCCCGGGUACAAGACAAUGGAAUGUCGAACUAUUAGAGCGAAUUAUGGUACCAGAGGAUGUGGAGUUAGUAAAACACAUUGUGUUAAGCCAAUAUGGAGGACAAGAUUUGCUGGGUUGGAACUACACUGAAGAUGGUAUGUAUACGGUUAAGUCAGGUUACUGGUUGAGCAUGCAUAGCCAAGAUCAACAAGUUUUACCACCAAGAGGAUCAACUGGAAUUAAAGCUGCUCUAUGGAAGUUAAAUACUGCUCCGAAACUCAAACAUUUUUUAUGGAGAAUUCUAUCAGAGGCAAUGCCUGUGGGAUCAAUCCUAAAACGAAGACGUGUCUCUCAAGAUAGUGUGUGUAGAAGAUGUUGUGUGUUAGAUGAAGAUAUGGAACAUCUCUUCUUCAAAUGCCCGUAUACUCAAGCACUUUGGAGAGGGGCAAAUCUACCAGACCGUACGUUUACUGAUAAUAGUAUCAGUUUUGAAGAGAAGUUAAAGGCUAUUGUAUCCUCGAUCAAUAAUAAGGCGCUUAACCCUAUAGAUAGGCAACAGUCUUUGUGGAUCCUCUGGCGCAUCUGGAAAAGCAGAAACCUGUUAGUUUAUGGACAGAAACAGACUGAUUGGAAAGUAGACCUCAAACAAGCUCAACAUGAAGCACGUGAAUGGACUCAGGUGUUGUAUUCAACUGAAAGCAACAGCAAUACAACCCAGAGGCUAAGUGGGAGACACAAACAAUCAAUGUGGGAGAGACCUCCUUGUGAUUAUGUGAAGAUUAAUUAUGAUGGGAGUAGGAGACAAAAUAUGUCAACAGGAGGGUGGAUAUUCAGAGAUGCUCAAGGAUUUUUCCUAGGUGGAGGCCAGGGUAAACAAUCAGUUAAUGGAGAUGGAAGUCUGGAGACAGAAUUACAAGCUCUUCUUAUGGCAAUGCAACAUACGUGGACAAAAGGUUACCGUAAAGUUAUUUUUGAAGGUGACAACAAACAGGUUCAGGAGCUACUAACAACGUCCAAGAGGAAUUUCCACAUGCAUAAUUGGAUUCUGGAAAUCAAAGGGUGGAAGGAGAAAUUUGAAGAUGCAGAAUUUAGAUGGAUUCCAAGGGAAGAUAAUAAAGCUGUAGAUCAUUUAGCUAAACAAUUUCAUAAUUCUCAAGUUUCUUUCAACUCUAUAUUCUAUGUACCUGUAUCAAUAACUCAAAUCCUCCAUGAGGAUAUUUCUUCGUCAUUAUAAUAAAGUUGCAAGUUGGAAAAAAAAAAA
This is a messenger RNA of Brassica rapa (field mustard), 5859 nucleotides long. RefSeq lists its product as uncharacterized. The record is from RefSeq and is a predicted model, not a curated record. Lineage: Eukaryota; Viridiplantae; Streptophyta; Magnoliopsida; Brassicales; Brassicaceae.